This is a messenger RNA of Kalmanozyma brasiliensis GHG001, 1332 nucleotides long. Its product is annotated as Uracil-DNA glycosylase-like protein. Gene Ontology annotation, molecular function: uracil DNA N-glycosylase activity. Gene Ontology annotation, biological process: base-excision repair; base-excision repair, AP site formation via deaminated base removal. Lineage: Eukaryota; Fungi; Basidiomycota; Ustilaginomycetes; Ustilaginales. The coding region runs from base 1 to 1332 and encodes 443 amino acids. Gene Ontology annotation, cellular component: mitochondrion; nucleus. The record is from RefSeq and is a predicted model, not a curated record. The transcript has a single exon.
AUGUCGGCAAGAAGUACACUCUCCAAGCGAGAUGCGAACACGCUCGCCUCAGAUGCGGACGGCACAUCGCAAGCAGGCGCAGCGAAACGAGCAAAGACGGGCAUAGCUCUUCCAAAAGACGAUUUCGACACCUCGGAUCAAGAAUUCGACGAAGAAGCCCUCAUAGCUGCAGCAGAGCAGGCCGAGUCUGCUGCGUCCAAUCCGCCGUCCUCUCAGCCAGAUCCAGCGUCGUCGCAGCCAUCUUCAGCGGCAAAGUCUUCAGCGACGACAACAGCUCUCGACUCUGCCGCCGUCUCCGCUUCGUCUUCGACACCUCGUUCAUCCCUUCGUCAAGCCACGCUCACUCCGUCCAAGAACGGGUCGACCAUGAAGCUAUCCCAGUCCUCCGCCCCGUCGGCUGCCACUCCUUCCGACCUAGUCCCGAAACUGCAACCACCCUCCGACCCUCCCGCCGACCCACUGUGGCUCGAACGCCAAACCAUGUCUCCCACCUGGCUCUCCAUCCUCCGCCCCGAAAUGGAAAAGCCCUACUUCAAGACACUCAAGACCUUCCUCGCAGCCGAAGACAAGGCUGGCAAGAAAACCUACCCACAACGAGAGCUCAUCUACUCGUGGUCACGCCUCGUCCCCUCCCCGUCGCACGUGCGCGUCGUUGUUGUCGGGCAAGACCCGUACCACGGACCCAACCAGGCUUGCGGUUUGUCGUUCAGCGUCCCCAAAGGUAUUCCUACGCCGCCCUCGCUGAAGAACAUAUACAAGGAGCUGGCGAGCGAGUAUCCAGGCUUCAAAGCGCCGAAUCAUGGAUGCCUGGAUGGGUGGGCCAGGCAGGGCGUGCUGAUGCUCAAUGCGUGUCUUACCGUCUCGGCUGGUGCUGCGGGGAGUCAUCACGGGAAAGGCUGGGAGGGGUUGACCAAGCAUGUGUUGAAGCGGAUCGCGGAUGAAGCGGCGGGGUCGAGUGCUGCGAAGGCGGCUAAUGCGAAUGCCACGGCCAACUCCAAGAUCGCUACCAUGUUUGCCAAGGUGCAGAGCAAGUCCACCGACAAGGAAGAGAAUCAUUCCGAGCCAUCAGCCAAGGUCGAGCCGAGAGAGGACGGUGAUGCGCAGCAGAGCAAAGGCGUCGUCUUUCUCGUUUGGGGCGCUCCGGCGGCAAAGACACUAGCAGAGGCAGGCGUGACCGACAAGAGUGCCAACAUUCUCAUUCUCAAAUCGCCCCACCCUUCGCCGCUUUCUGCGCAUCGCGGAUUCUUGGGCAAUGGACACUUCAAGAAGGCCAACGAGUGGCUGAAGCAGCGCUACGGCGAGGAGGGCAUGAUUGAUUGGGCGAAGCUAUAA